AUGCUCUACGGUUGUGUUGAGAAGCAUGGAAAGUACAGCUCUGGGUGGACCGAGCGCCGCAUUGCCUUUGACAUAGCGGCAGGCCACCUGUACUGCAGCGCCCAGAAGGAAGGCCACCACCAUAUGUGGAAGCACAAGGUGAAGGUGGUGCGCAUCAUUGCAAAGGCCAGUGUGACUAAGAUCGACUACACCGCAUCGAACUUUGACCCGCGUAACCUCUUCGCGUUCAAGGUGGAGGGCAGCUACCGGCCGAUCAGCCAUAAGCGGACACAGUUUGAAGUUCCACGGGAUAAGCGUGCCUCUGUGAGUCCUGUCACCCCACUUACUCCUGGGCCCCCGAAACCUCAAGACGAUGAGGGCACCGGCGAUAUGCUUGUGUGGUACAUGCGCGCGAAGAACGAGACAGACUUCAUGACGAUUUACACCACCAUCCGUGACGUGCUGAUCCGCGAGGGGAUGCGACCACCGCAGUUCUGGGGACUGCCGAAGAUGGACCCGCGCAUUCAGGUGCCGCUCGCGGAGCCGCCGCUCUACCUGUGGCUCACCUUCCGUGCCAUGAAGCAGUCCGUGAUGUACGCCUGUGUGCAUGGCCACGUGGCGGUAAAACACGACAAAGCAUCACCAGCUGGCUCACUGAAGCUCUCGAAGGAUCGCAUGUACCUUGUACUCUUCGACAAAUCAGUGAUGGUGUUUCACGAGAACGGUCAGGCAUUGGCCGGCAUUCCCACCACCGCAAUCAAGACAUUCCACUACGCCACAACAGAUGUUGGCGACUCAGUGAAGGAACCCGGCAACCCCAAGUGCCGGUGCUUCAUGGCGUUUCUUUCGACUACAGAGGCGUACCCAGACAUCCUGUUUGUGCCGACAUUGGAGCGAUUCGCCGACGCGAACGAGACCAACGUCCCCGCCGCGCAGGUGAACCGUGUCUUGUUCGCCCUGAAGCAUAUGGCUCCGCUGACGCGUCAUUAUCAGAAGAAGGCUGGAAAUGCCGAUGCCCCACCCACUGAAAUUGCGGAGGCGAGUGUGUUGACAGCUGGGCAGGAGGGUGACGUGGAGAAACACCCUAACGGACUGGCGGACGUGUACGCGAGGGAGCUGGUGCAGAAGCAGGAACUUCAUCUGCCUGAAGAAGUAGAUGCGGCCCACGAGAAGCUCCAAAGUGAGAAGGUCAUUCACGAUCUGCCACCGCCAAUGUGCCUCUCAAAGCUUGCGUCGAAGCUUGGUAUCAGGAUGAGGAAGUCGUUGACAGACUACCCGGAUCGUUACGAGUAUUUCUCGUCAGAGGCGACUGUGGCGGACCCGACCUGCUCUCACGCAGUGAAGAACCCGCUUCUGGAUCUCUUUUUCGUCAAAGGUGUCUUCUGA
Messenger RNA from Trypanosoma grayi, 1365 nucleotides. RefSeq lists its product as hypothetical. The coding region runs from base 1 to 1365 and encodes 454 amino acids. The record is from RefSeq and is a predicted model, not a curated record. Lineage: Eukaryota; Euglenozoa; Kinetoplastea; Trypanosomatida; Trypanosomatidae. The transcript has a single exon.